GACUGGUUGGGAAUUUGUGAGAGCAGGCAGGAAGGGAUGGGAAAGCUGAAGCGAUUGGAAUGAGCGGGAAGGUUAGCGGGAGGCAGAAAAAUGAGCCCAGAUCCGAAGGGUUCAGCUGGGGUGUCCUUUGAAGGAAGCUGGUGACUUGACAUUGUCUCUUCAGCUCCUGACGUCUCCCGUUUUUCUGGCGUAGUGUGGGAAAACGAAAGCUUCACUUGCCCUGGUGGCUACUAGCACAGUCUUUUUUCACAGGCCCUAAGGCGCAGCUGACUACACCCAUCCCUUUUAGUGGCAUGGCCUUGACUCAACCUUUUAAAGGGGUUUAGAGUGGCAGUUUGACACACGCACCUUUCACCAAUAUGAAAUGGUAGCCAGCGUUCCCAAGAGGCACACUGUCCUCUUGUCCUGCAGUUUAUCAGUUCAAGGUAAAUCCGUAGUUGAUUCAAAUUUUCUUUCACUGACUUUCCAUCUUGCAAAUCUCCAAAGCCAGGAUGUUGGUGUGUACGCCAGAGUGAACACAUGACUGGGUACAAUGGUUCCUCUCCCGUUCUCCUAUCAAGAGCCUGUGGCGCCCAUUUCUUAGUGGCUUAAGACCUGGAUAGCCAAAUUCCAAACUUGUGCUAGUGAAUGGGCCGACAGAGCAGAGCCGUGAGGGGUCUGUGUGCUUUCUUUAAUUACCUAGUUUAGACAGGAUGUUUUCACGGAAGUGCUUAAUGAGAGUUCGUGAUCACAGGACACAUGGAUCAUUGAAUUCCUAGUGCUUGAGUAUUUCCCUUCCUUGCAGUCUCUUCUAAAAGGAGAAACGAGACAGGUCAUCUGAUUCAGGUUUAUCACAACACAGAGCAGGCAGCCUGCUUUCUUCUGACCCAAGUGUGGGUGGUGGCCUUGUGGUUCUUUCUAGAUGUUUCUGCCCCUUGACCUUAAGCCAAAACUGGCCUUACAGUCCAGAGACUCUCUCCUGUGAGGUUUACUUUCCUUUGCUAUUUAGGCCCCAUUUGAGAGGCUUACACGGACUCUAAGUUUGCAUAUAUAUUCUGCAGCCACAGCUUUUUAACCGCCCCCCCCCCCCCUGGCUAGUUCCUCCUCUGCUAGUCUCACAAGCUGGGUUCUCCACCCCCUCCCACACACACACACAUGUGGUGGUAACAUUCCUCAUAGGCCUGAAAAGAUUUAGAUCUGAUACAAAAUUACAAAUGUGCUGGAUUUUAUUUGGUGCCAGCCUCCUGUCUUCUAUGUGCUUGUAGAUCUGAACUAUUUCCUAACACCUCUGGGAAAUGUUCAGCUAGAAACCCUUGAAAAAAGACCACAAGGCAUGUAGCCAGGAAAUGUCAGCUGGUAUUUCUUUUCACGGGCGUUUAAAAGCUUUGAGAGAGGUUGGCACCAUUUUCUCCCAUCGCCGCCAUUUGUUGUUUGAGUUGGUCCUUUUGACAGUCGAGUGUCGCUGGUGACCCGCCUCUCCAGUCUCACCUGGAUGGUUUCCUUGGAUGUAAGUGAGUGAUGGAUACCUCUGGGUACGUGUGUGUUGAUCACAGGCAUCGAACCUCCAUACAUGACUAGUGGGGUGAGGGAAGGUGCCUGCUUCUGCAUUGUGGCUUGGAAGGAGAUUCCCUGAAGGAGUGAAAGUGAAGCUUACUCUAGUUGUUGCUCUUGCAAAAGAGAGAGGCUGGGAGCCACUGUGGAAGUAGAUGGGGUGUGCUCCUGGUGGGGUCCAGGGAACAUCUGUGUCAUAACAAGUGAAGUUCACAGUCGAGAGUUGGACGAGGACAGUAAGGUCGUGUCCAUUGUCAAGACAAACUGUUCAUUGUACUGGGAUAAUAUCAGACAGGGAUGCUAACAGGUCCUGGGUUGGGGUGGAGGUCCUACCCCAGAAGCCUGGGGUUUCCUUGAGGAUUCUUUCUAUCAAAGCUAAUGGCAGUGGUUAGGUCUUAGGUCAGUAUGUAUGCAAAGUUUCACACAUAGAGACGCAGAUUACCUGUGUUCCCUGUAUUUUGUAGUAAAUGAUCUUUCUCUUAGGUUCCACACCUUUGUUUUCUUUCUUUCUCUCCCCACUCCUCCCUGUCCUCACCAUUGCUCCGAAAGCCCUCUUUCCGAAGCGGAAGUGAGGAAGACCUGGAAGAAGGGGAGGAGAAUGGGAAAGGCAGCCAGCAAGCCCGCUCCAGCUCCCAGCGAGCCCUGUGGCACUGCGGGGUAAACUUGGGCUGCUUGCUUGCUGCUUCCCACUCCUUCAGUGAGUCUCCUUCCAAGCCACAAUGAAGAAGCAGGCACCUUUCCUAGCUGCAAGCCCCGUGUUCUCUCUCUCUGACCUUUUCACUGCGGGUGAGGAUCGGGAGGCUGCGUUUUCCCGGCGCAGAGGUGGAUGCGAGGUGAGAUGAGGCCCAUUUUUGUGGCGUGGUGCGAGGCUGGCAGAGAUGGUGGGUUUGGAAACCAGAACAGAUUCUAAUCUUCCAUCCAUUCUCCAGGAGCAAAGUUGACCUUUUUAGGAACUUGAUGAGACACUCGGUACUUGUGAAGAUCUGGGUGAAGGGUUUUCCUAGCUGCCAGAUGUCUUAAGAAACGGGAGUGCAAAGCAGUAUUUCCCAGGGUGUGCCCCGAGGGUCACUUGCCACCGCCCUCCAUCUCCCCCCACCCCCCCAAGCAUUCUGGAACUGAAGGGUUACAUCUCCAGGUUGGCAGAAACAGGGCAUUCUGUGUUUUCUCUUCUGCCUCACUGUGCUCAUUAGCAUAAUGGAAGGCCCUGAGAGGUUCUACACUGUUUGGACCCGGCCGGGGCUGUUUCCAUGUAAAAGCUAUUACUACUCUUGCAACUAGUCUAUUAAGGUAUACACUUUGGGAACUGCCAGGCUUACAUUUUCACUUCGAAAAAUAAUUGGGUCUCAACUAGGUUUAGGCAAAGCCUAAUUUUGUGCUUGAACCCCAAUCCCACCCUCCUGUGUGAUCCGAAGAGCAGCUCCUGUGAUCCCUGUGCUAAUGAAGGCUAGAGGCCAGCUGGCUUAGAACCAGAGGCCUGUGCUCAACCGGGAAGGGUGCUGGGGCCACUCCGUAUCAUUUUUCUAAGAGGGGAAACAAAAGGCGGGAGAACGUUGAUGGAAAUCAGAAGAGACAAAUGACCUCGUCUCCCAGAGCAUAGCCAUCAUACAGAGUGUGAGGGUGUGUGGGUGGACUGUCUAAGGGCAGGAAUGCUGACGCUUCUUCUCCCCGGCAGAAUCCUAAUGCGCCCCGCUGGCUGCUGGUGAGCUGGGGCGUUGGGGCCAACGUGGUGGGCUCCCCAAGGAAAACCCUUCAGAAGCCAAUGGAUGCAUUCACGGGCUCAGGUCUCAAGAGGAAGUUCGAUGAUGUGGAUGUGGGCUCCUCCGUUUCCAAUUCAGACGACGAGGUCUCCAGCAGUGACAGUGCCGACAGCUGCGACAGCCUCAAUCCCCCAGCCAGCAGCAGCUUCACACCCACAUCCAUCCUGAAGCGGCAGAAGCAGCUGCGGAGGAAGAAUGUGCGCUUCGACCAGGUGACAGUGUACUACUUCGCGCGGCGCCAGGGCUUCACCAGCGUGCCCAGUCAGGGUGGCAGCUCUCUGGGCAUGGCCCAGCGCCACAACUCGGUCCGCAGCUACACGCUCUGUGAGUUUGCCCAGGAGCAGGAGGUGAGCCACCGGGAGACCCUGCGUGAGCACCUGAAGGAGGAGAAACUCCACGCCAAGAAGAUGAAGCUGACCAAGAAUGGGACCGUAGAGUCGGUGGAGGCUGAUGGCCUGACCCUGGAUGACGUCUCUGACGAAGACAUUGAUGUGGAAAACGUGGAGGUGGACGACUACUUCUUCCUGCAGCCUCUGCCCACCAAGCGGCGGCGGGCCCUGCUCAGGGCAUCUGGGGUUCACCGCAUCGAUGCCGAAGAGAAGCAAGAACUUCGAGCCAUCCGCCUCUCUCGGGAAGAGUGUGGCUGUGAUUGUCGGCUCUACUGUGACCCAGAAGUGUGUGCCUGUAGCCAGGCUGGAAUUAAAUGCCAGGUGGAUCGCAUGUCCUUCCCGUGCGGCUGCUCCCGGGACGGCUGCGGGAACAUGGCGGGGCGCAUCGAAUUCAAUCCCAUCCGCGUGCGGACUCAUUACCUCCACACCAUCAUGAAGCUGGAGCUGGAGAGCAAGCGCCAGGUGAGCCGCCCACCGGCGGCGCCCGAGGAGGAGCCCUCCCCUGCUGCCGGCUGCAGCCUGGCCGGCGCCCAGGGCGCCGAGACCCAGGACUUCCAGGAGUUCCUGGCCGAGAACGAGACGGCCGUGAUGCACCUGCAGAGCGCGGAGGAGCUGGAGCGGCUCCAGGCCGAGGAAGACUGCAGUGGCCCCAGCGCCAGCCUGGACUCGAGCAUCGAGAGCCUGGGCGUGUGCAUCCUGGAGGAGCCCCUGGCUGUCCCCGAGGGGCUGUGCCCGGGCCUCGCUGCUGCCCCCCUUCUCUUCCAGGCCCAGCUGCCCCCAGGCUCCUCUGUCCUGUGCUUCGCAGAGAACUCCUCGGAUCACCCAGCUGCCUCAGCGGGCAAUAGCCCGCCCUACUUGAACGGCGGGCCCCUGGUCUAUUACCAGGUGGAGCAGAGGCCAGUUUUGGGGGUGAAGGGGGAGCCUGGUCCCGAGGAGGCCGCGCCCCCCUUCCCCAAGGAGAAGGAUCUGAGCGUCUUCUCGCUCCCUGUUACCUCAUUGGUGGCUUGCAGCCCCACAGACCCAGCUGCCCUCUGUAAAUCGGAGGGGGCCAAAAGAGCCGCUCUGGAAGCGCUGUUGCCUGAAGAUUGUCGCCCCGAGGAGCCCGAGAAUGACGAAUGCCACCGCUCCUGGGCCCCCUCAAGCCCACCCUUGAGUGCGGACAGUCCGGAUGGCUGUGCCCCGGAGAAGCCCACCCCGCAGAGCGAGGACCGGCCCCCCGAAGACUCUGCACUAGAACUCCCUCUGACUGUGUGACUGGGGCUGGAGGCUGCCUCUCACCCAUGCUCUAUUUAUUCCCUUAUUUUAUCUAAUGCCAUUUCAAACAGAACUGCAGAAGUC
Echinops telfairi (small Madagascar hedgehog) is the source of this 5014-nucleotide messenger RNA. It is a transcript of the gene CSRNP2, whose product is annotated as cysteine and serine rich nuclear protein 2. Gene Ontology annotation, cellular component: nucleus. The record is from RefSeq and is a predicted model, not a curated record. Bases 3290 to 4930 code for a protein of 546 amino acids. Gene Ontology annotation, molecular function: DNA-binding transcription factor activity, RNA polymerase II-specific; sequence-specific DNA binding. Lineage: Eukaryota; Metazoa; Chordata; Mammalia; Afrosoricida; Tenrecidae. The transcript is spliced from 5 exons. Gene Ontology annotation, biological process: regulation of transcription by RNA polymerase II.